AUGGCGCCGAGUACGUUCAGAAAGGCGAUCGGGGCGGUGAAGGACCACACCACCAUCGGCCUGGCGAAAGUGGCGGGGACAAUUUCGCCGGAGCUGGAGGUCCUCGUCGUGAAGGCGACGAGCCACGGCGAGGAGCCGACCGACGAGAAGUACUACAGAGAGAUCCUCUCACUCACUUCCUCCUCACGCGGCUACAUGAGCGCGUGCGUCGCCACCGUCUCGAAGCGGCUGAGCAAGACGCACGACUGGAUGGUGGCGCUCAAGUCGCUGAUGCUCGUCCACCGCCUCCUCGCCGACGGCCACCCUUCCUUCGAGGAUGAGAUCCUCUACGCCGCCCGCAGCGGGAUGCGGAUCCUCAACAUGUCCGACUUCCGCGCCGAGGCGAGCUCCAACUCGUGGGACCACGCCGGCUUCGUCCGGUUCUACGCCAUGUACCUCGACGAGAAGGUCGGCAGCUCGGCUUUCGAGAAGAAGUGGCGAGCCAGCGGCGAGAAGGGCCGCCGCGGCGACGAGGAGGCCGCCAAUUGCGAGUUCGGGAGGAGGUUCGACGAGAAAGAUGAGGAGCUAGGGUUUGACAGGAACUGGAGGUCGGAGAAUCAGAGGCGAUUUGACGAGAGGGAGGACGAAUUGGGGAAGCGGAGGUGGUCGAAUCACAGCAACGGCCGCGGGGAAGAUGAAUCCCCCAAUCAAUUGAUUAGGAAACCGAAGGAUCUGGCUCCGAUCAAGGAGAUGGCGACGGACGGCGUUUUGGGGAAAUCGAGCCAGCUGCUGAGAGUUCUGGACAGGAUUCUGGCCUGCAGGCCUGCAGGAAUGGCGAGGACCAACAGGUUGGUGCUGGUGGCGUUUCAGCAGGUGGUUAAAGAGAGCUUUGCUCUGUACAUGGAGAUAGUCGAAGUCCUGACCGUCCUGCUCGAUCGAUUCGCGGAGAUGGAGUACGCCCACACGGUGAAGGCGUUCGAUGUGUAUGUUAGCGCGGGGAAGAUGAUCGACGAGCUGAUUGGGUUCUACGGAUGGUGUAAGGAUGUUGGGGUCGCGAGGUCUUCGGAGUAUCCUGAUGUGCAGAGGAUUACUGACAAUCUGCUCGGAACUUUAGAAGGGUUCCUGAAGAAGGCGCCGCCUGCGACGAAAGAGGUCGUAGCUCCGGGUGAUGAAGCGGUGGAGCUUGAUAUGAACACGAUCAAGGCUCUGCCUGCUCCUGAGAGCUGUACCAGUACUCCCCCGCCAACACCUGAGCCGAAGCAGCAGCAACAACCUGUGGCGCAGGUUGCGCCACAGGUUGUGGCCGUGGUGGCUACAGAGGAUUUGGUGAACCUGAGAGAUGAUGGUGUCACCGCGGAAGGAGAGGGGAACAAAUUCGCAUUGGCAUUGUGGGAAGAAUUCCCUUCUACGAAUGGCGAGGCGGGGGAGACAGUAACAUCAGGAUGGCAGAAUCCUGCGGCGGAGAGAGGCAGGGCGGAUUGGGAACUGGCUCUGGUGGAGUCGACUAGCAACCUGAACAAGCAGAAGGCUACGAUGGCAGGCGGGCUCGACGCCCUGACGCUGAAUGGAAUGUACGAUCAGGGCGCGGUGAAGCAGCAUGUGGCCUCGACCAACGCUGCUAGUGCUGGGAGCGCUAGCAGCGUGGUGCUGCCUGGUGGGAUGAUGCAGGCAGCGCCGAUGCUGGCGCUGCCUGCACCUGACGGGACGAUGCAGGUGGUGGCAGGUCAGGACCCGUUCGCAGCGUCGCUGGCGGUGCCUCCGCCGUCGUACGUGCAGAUGGCGGAGAUGCAGGCGAAGCAGCAGAUGUUCGUGCACGAGCAGCAGGCGUGGCAGCAGUAUGGUGGUGUUCACGGCGGGCAAGUUGCAAUGGCGAAUGGUAAUGGUGCUGGUUUUUAUAAUCCUUCACAGCAGGCGAUGGUGAUGAUGCCUUAUGGGAUGCCGCAGCCUGGUGGGUUCUAUAAUUACUCACAUCCCUAUUGA
This is a messenger RNA of Linum tenue, 1959 nucleotides long. Lineage: Eukaryota; Viridiplantae; Streptophyta; Magnoliopsida; Malpighiales; Linaceae. The record is from the annotation of a GenBank genome assembly.